AUGGAUAUUGCCACGAAAAACAACAGAGCCAUUUUGGGAAUAAAUAUUCAGUAUAUAGUCGAUAAACGAAUCGUUCUUCGAACAUUGGCUAUGAUUCGAUUGAAAGAGUCACAUACGGCAGUACAUUUGGUUGAAGUGGUUUUAGGCAUUUUGGCGGAGUUCGGAAUCGCAUUGGAUCAACUAUUUUCGGUGACCACCGAUAAUGCUGGCUAUAUGUUGUUGUCAAGUGAAAUUUUAGAUGAAAUUGCAGAGGAAGAUUCGGAUGGCACUGAAUACGCAGAAAUGUCCGAAGAACAAAUUGACGAAGAAUUCUAUCGACAGCUGCUGAAGGAUACUGAGCAAGAAUUUCUUCAUUAUACCACACCAGAACAUGUGAAAUCCAUUCCGUGUGGUGCUCACCGAUUUCAACUGGCAAUCCAAGAUGCAUUUGCUGAAUCAUCAAAAGCUGAUAAUCUGAUUGGAAAGAUCCGAGGAGUGAUGAAAAAACUGCGUACACCGAAUUUGUGCAAUGCUUUGAAUGAGCAAAACAUGAAAAAGCCAUUUCUUGAUAACAAAAGACGGUGGAAUGGAAAAUAUUUUAUGGUAAAAAGGUGUUUGGAGCUAAGGGAAUUCGUUGAUAUGAUGGCAGUGACCGACAAAACAUUUAAAAUCACCGAUGCAGAAUGGCUUGAUUUAGAAGAAUUGCGAGACGUCCUUCAUGAUUGUGCCGAAUUCACAAAAACCAUUCAAGGCGUACAAAUCACUCUCUCAGAUUUUUAUGCCGAGUGGGUUCAACUCAAAUUGAAGCUGCAGCCAAAACAACGUAUCAAAUUCGUUGACAAUCUCAUCAAACACAUGGGUAAGAGAGGGAACGAUUUGCUAACCGAUCCAUUGGUUUUGGCAUCAUUGUUUUUGGACAUGCGAUACAGAGUGUUAUUAAAUACGAAACCAAUACAAAAGCAACUGGCGAUGAAUCAAUUAACACUGUUGUGGAAACGUGUUUGCUCGUUGCGGCCAGAAAAUCAACAAGUUGAAAAUACAUCAGAAGCCACAUCUGAUACAGGCGGCACUGAAAAUGAUUCAAAUGUUAUGGAUUCUUAUUUAGAUUCAUUGGAGUCAAGUUCUUAUCAGCCGUCAACAAACACAGCAAGCGAAGACAUUAUGUUUAAAUUGCAACAAUAUAAUGUCGAAGCCGAACAAAAGAAAAGAGAACCGAAAACACGACACCCAAUGGAUUUUUGGUAUGAAAACCGGCAUACGAUGCCUGAACUAUAUGAAUUGGCAAAAUUGGUUUUUGCAGUAUGCCCAACAGAAACGAGCGUUGAGCGUAAUUUUUCUGGUUUGUCGUAUGUUUUGAACAGAUAUCGAGGCAAUUUAACGGAUAAAAAUUUAGAGACUAUAAUGUUUGUGCGAUUAAAUAAAGAAUUAUUUGACCGUGUCAUUAUUAAAUUGCAAUAA
Sitodiplosis mosellana (orange wheat blossom midge) is the source of this 1437-nucleotide messenger RNA. RefSeq lists its product as uncharacterized. Bases 1 to 1437 code for a protein of 478 amino acids. The transcript is spliced from 2 exons. Lineage: Eukaryota; Metazoa; Arthropoda; Insecta; Diptera; Cecidomyiidae. The record is from RefSeq and is a predicted model, not a curated record. Gene Ontology annotation, molecular function: protein dimerization activity.